CACACUAGAGAGGACUGGGAAUGUAGAGAUACAAAAGGCCUGUAUGAGUACAGGGUUGGACUAAUGAAGAAUGUAUCUAUUGGUUCUUAUUCACAUUUUGCAAUCCUCUCUGUUCGUGGUCAACUCCUGUCCAGCCUUAUGUGCCUGCACGUAUGGGAACAGUGGAAUAGCAGAGCUCAGGCUGGUCCAGUGUAGUAACCCUGGAAUCUCAGCUGUUCCCAUUAAUGUCCCAGCUGACACAGUCAAACUUCGUUUGGAAAAGACAUUGAUCACCAAGGUGUCCCGGGCGGCGUUCUAUAAUCUUUCGGAGCUGCGGUUCUUAUGGCUGACCUACAAUUCAAUAACAUCAAUCCACCCAAGCAGCUUUGUCAACCUGAAGGCCAUACGAGAGCUACGUCUUGAUGGGAAUCUCUUGACAUCUUUCCCCUGGGAGGGGCUCAGAGACAUGCCCCUUCUCCAGACUUUGAGUCUCCACAACAACCGUUUGUCCAACCUUCCUGUCCAUGCCUCUCUCUUUCUCCCGAAUAUCACCUAUCUGGACCUGUCUAGUAACAGACUGACUAUAUUACCUGGUGAGCUGUUGGACCUUUGGUUUCCUCUUCCAGGACAACAAGGAGGACAAGCACAAAGAAGAAUUUUGGGUCUCCAUGACAACCCCUGGUUGUGUGACUGCCAGAUCUCAAUGCUGAUGUCCUUGUCCACAUCUCUGGGAAGUCCAGUAGUUCUUGUAGACAAACUGAUGUGCAGCAGGUCCCUGGGUAAGUCAGGAAUGCUGCUGACCCAGGCUGAGCUGUCCCGCUGUAUGAGGCCCUCAGUCCAACCUGCAGCCACCAGGGUCAUCUCUCCACUGGGCAGCAAUGUAAUCCUCCGCUGUGAUGCCACUGGCUACCCAACACCAACACUGACAUGGAUAAAAACUUCAGCCUACACUGAUUGUUGUCAAGAAGACAACGUUGAGAACUCAGAAGACUUACCCAGAAUUUUGGAGAGUUUUUUGCAGGAAUCCCCUCGUGUGGGCGUUCGUUGGUCAGUAAUCAGCCUGAAUGGGUUAUCAUAUAAGGAUGCUGGUGAAUAUCGCUGUCAGGCACGGAACAUGGCAGGGAUAUCUGAAGCCCCAAUUAAACUGAAGGUUAUGGGAGUCACAAGACUGUCCCUUUCAAAGAAGAAGUCCCAAAAGACUCCAUCCAGAUCAUUAUCAAAACACAAGAAGACAUACCAAACCCCGGCUACUACCAUCACCCCCUCAGUGAAGGAAAAUCACAUAAAUACAACACUUUUCAAUAACAAGGCCCAGAAAGCUCACAGUUUGAAAAUGUUUAAAGUAGACAAAGACAUUAAAAGGCAUAAAAUGAUCGCAACAAGUGCCAAGAAAAACACCCCAAGUGCGAUCAAGUCAGUAACUGAAUCCUAUGACAAAUCUUCAAAUACUUUGUUGUCAGAAACACUUGUUUGAUACAACAGAGUUAGUCAGUUACUUGGUUGACUGAUGGGACUGGGAAAAGCAAAUGAAACUGUACUAGAGGUCUUACUUGUAGCUUCAGACUUUUAUGUUUCUGAGGAAUUCUGCACUGAAAAGUUAUGCACAUUUGUUCGUGUAUGUACAUGUGUGUUGAUGCAGCUUGUUUGGAAAGAUAAAAUUUGUGACAGAAACUUGAAUAUAGUGUCUGUGAUGCAAUUUAUAGUUUUCUGAAAAGAUGCUUUGUUUCAGAUAUUUGGGUUUACAUUGUAUUUCAUAUUCAUUAUGUUUAGUACUUAUUCAGUACAGGCUGCAUGCUUUUACCAUUUUAUUUUUCUGCAGUUUAUUUUAGAUGUAUUGUAGAUUCACUCUCCCGUAGUAGAAGCCUGACUCUUUUAAGUUUAAUUUCUUUGAUUGACUACAUGGAAUUUUCAGAUAUUAAAGCUUUAUCCACACUGAAAUGCAUUUUUUUUGUAAAUAAAAGGGUUAUUAUUUGUGCUUUCUCAUAAAAAUCUCACUACAUGUAGAACAUUCUAAAAACAUUAUUGAAAUAUUAUUAGUCAUGUCUAACACUGCACAAACUUGUCUCACUUAAACAAAAGAGAUUGCAGAACACACAUUUAUGUUGUAAAAACCACUCUUAUUCUCUGUGUAGAAGUCAAGUCUUUAAAUGGACUUUAUGGCUGUGGAUUUGGACAAAUGAUCAAAAUGCCUAAAAAGGCAUCAUAUAUUUGAUCACAUUCCUUAACCCAUUACUAAUUUCCAAGGGAAAUUGUGCAUUCAGUACAGUGAUCCUUGACUUGGUUGUAAAGGAAAAUUUGAUUUCCUGUUUGCCCAAUG
This is a messenger RNA of Amphiprion ocellaris (clown anemonefish), 2296 nucleotides long. It is a transcript of the gene lrit3b, whose product is annotated as leucine-rich repeat, immunoglobulin-like and transmembrane domains 3b. Gene Ontology annotation, molecular function: protein binding. The coding region runs from base 71 to 1453 and encodes 460 amino acids. The transcript is spliced from 6 exons. The record is from RefSeq and is a predicted model, not a curated record. NCBI's taxonomy places the organism in Eukaryota, Metazoa, Chordata, Actinopteri, Pomacentridae.